GUGUUGACUCGAGAAAUAACAUAGAUAGCUCAGCUCAGUGACAGUGUGGUUGAAAUUGAGAUUGGUGUACGACUUUAAACUCCCUAUCUAGUGUAAAUUGAUUUGUUUAACAACCCCCAAAUACGGGGUACAAUGGCUGAAUACAGCCAGGCGGGUAUAUUGACGGCUAUGCUACUGUUCACGGUAGUCACUGUGCGGGAUAUUUAUAUCGGCAAAAAUACGGCUCAGCAGCAACAGCAGCAGGCCGUUGGCAACCUCGACAGUGGGCCUGAAAUCCACCGGGACCUGGAUCCAGAGAAACUGAGCAAACAUAAACUGUACACUGGGCCAGUUCUAAAAUUUCAGUAUUGCAUUUCCUGAGGGUACAGCAAGGUGUUCCAGGAGUACUCCCGUGCGAUCAGCCAGUUGUACCCGGACAUCCGUAUCGAAGGAGAGAACUACCCCCCCAAACCCAUCCACAAAUACAUUGCGAAUUUUGUUUCCUACUUCAAACUGCUCGCCAUCGCUCUUAUUGUUAGUGGACAAAAUCCUUUCACUUUUCUUGGAAUGGACACUCCAAGGAUAUGGUUUUGGAGCCAAGAUAAUAAGAUAUUUUCAUGCCUGAUGACUUUUUUCCUCAGCAAUAUGGUAGAAACCCAUUUCUUGUCCACAGGGGCUUUUGAAGUUGCACUUAAUGAUGUGCCGAUCUGGUCAAAGUUGCAGUCCGGACACGUACCCAAUAUCCAAGAACUCUUCCAAAUCCUCGAUAAUCACCUGAAGAUGAAUCAAGUGGACAAGAUCUCUUUCCCCACUCCGUAGCGCUGACUUCCGAGAUGACAGAUUAGUGGUUGGAGCCGUUUCUCAGGUCGGUGGGACUGUCCUGUGGCGUAAUGAAGGCCUGUGCGGAAAGCAGCUCGCUGUGAGUCCAGGCUGGAUACCCCUGCCACUGCGUCACCCUUCCACCGUCCCGGGAAACCCUCCGUCUGCUGAGGGAGGCCUCCGCCUCUCUGCUCGGCCCACGCCAAACCAUCACUCAUUCUGAUGCUCUCCACUGUGGCUGCACCGAGCGGAUUUCCUCCACCUCCCUGAACAGCCCUUUCCUCGGUCUUCUAGCGUCCGACGUCUGUGACCCUGUCGUAUGAUAACUGCUGCUGGUAGCCGUGGGUCUGUUCAGAAUAAACGGGUGUGACUGGCGUUCGUGUUCUCUUCAAAAGCUGAUCUCAUAGAUAUCUUAAUUCUUCUAUUAGGGGUACUGUAGGGAAGGGUUUGUGUCCUGGAGGCCACAAGCUGAAAGUUUUCCAGUGCUUGAAUUGGUUGAAUGUGUGUUUUUUGUUUGUUCGUAUUUGAAACAUGGUUUAGGUGCUUCUAAAGUACAGAUAAAAGGCGUUUUCAGUUUUCAGGGGGAAAAGGCUGUGUUGUGUAAGGGGCAAGCUGUGAAUGGCCAUUUUCUGAUGACUUUAGUGGUUGUGAUCUUGUUCCUAAGAACAUCCUGUCAACUUACAGUAACAUGGUAACCAUUUAUAAUCGUAUCAUGAUCAUCGAUAAUCAUUAACUAUGCCAAAGGUACUGAAGUAGAGAUCAAUCACUUGGGAGCACUUAUUGUAUUGAUGUCUGCUAGAAACCCCGUAGGGUCCUGGCAUUUGUUCAAUCUCAGGUCUUAAUGACUAGCUGGAGCCAUCGAUUGAAUGGUAACUUAAAUCAGAUGUUGAUCCAAUUGUCGGCAUCUGGUUGUAGUGCUUUGCUAAAGCUUUGAUGACUUGUUUGGGGAAAAGGUGCGAUUGCUCGCCUGAUUGUACACCACCGCUCUGCCCGUAUGACCACAUCGACGGCUGCCAUCCUCGCUCAUCAUCACUCGUUUACGUAGAUGGCGGCCGUGCUAGAGUUAGCACUCCAUUGCAAAGGUUCACCGAGGCAUACGCCAGAGCGGCCCAUAGCCCCUGAAUCCAUAGCCCCCGUAGCUGAAAUAACUACAUUGCCCCGCAACCCCAUAGCCCUGGCACCUGAUCUCCAAUGCCAGUACCCCCACCCCCCCACCAACGUCACCAAUUAAAUAAAGUGGGGUAGUAUGUAUUUUGUAAUGAUCGUUUAGUAUGAAUACAGUCGAUAACGCUCAAAUAUAGGUAGUAGGUAAAAGUUUCUAGUCUGUAGCUUGUUUAAUGGGCAUAAGUGUAAUUUCAAAUAUGACACUUAUUUCCUUAAACAUGCUGUCCUGAAGGGAGCUAUAUUCAUAUACUGUGGCAAAAUAAUGUAGUCAAUCCGGAGAAUGAAUGUUGCUUCUUCUCAGUGCAUAUAAUGCCCCCUCUGAAAGUGUAAUUGGAAUAUACAUACAACCUAUUUGCUACAGACUAUAUUUUGACAUUUUACCCAUGCCUGACUUGGCACAUUUAACAGUCAUCUCAGAGGUGGAAAUAUUUGAUGUUUAACUACACAACCCUGUGUGUGUAGAGUAUGACCUGAUUAAAUCUAAAAUGUGAAUUAUGUAUUUUCCCCCCGUUGCCGGGUGAUUCUUACUCCCAAUAAUGCACUCCUCUGUAUCCAUGUAUCUUGAUUUCUUUACUCGGAACCUGAUGGUGUUGGAGACGGGAAUUAAGGUGAAAGAUUAAACUCUAUGUGAAAAUCUUGUUCCUUUUUCUUUUAUUUGAACUGAUGUAUAAUAAAUACACCCAAAAAUGA
Molecule: messenger RNA, 2652 nt
Organism: Conger conger (European conger)
Lineage: Eukaryota; Metazoa; Chordata; Actinopteri; Anguilliformes; Congridae
Gene: selenot2
Product: selenoprotein T, 2
Exons: 6
Biological process (GO): cell redox homeostasis
Cellular component (GO): endoplasmic reticulum membrane
Molecular function (GO): thioredoxin-disulfide reductase (NADPH) activity
Source: RefSeq, a predicted model, not a curated record